AUGGGAGAUCUUGAUAGCAAACCAUUCCAUGAGGCAACCAAGGGAGAAUUUUCAGGUAGAGAAGCAGCUCAGAAAGCACUUGAGUUGUGUUCACUAUGGGAAGAUCAGCUUCGAGAUCGGAGCUGGCAUCCAUUUCAGGUCAUCGCUGAUAAGGAAGGGAAGAGUGAGGAAAUAAUAAACGAAGAUGAUGAAAACUUGAGAAGUCUGAAGAGUGAGCAUGCAGAUGAAGUUUUUAAUGCCGUGGAAACAGCCUUGAAGGAAAUGAAUGGGUAUAAUCCAAGUGGUAGGUACAUAAUACCAGAGCUCUGGAAUUUCAAGGAGGACAGGAAGGCAAUACUGAGUGAGGGACAAAAAUGGCAAGCACUAGAUUCCUCUAUAGUAACAAUAUCAUUUUGCACUCGUCAAACUCGCCUCCAAUCUCUCGCCUUCCUUGAAUCCAAUUUAGGCGCUUACACCACCACUACACAAACGCACAACAAUAUAAGCAUCUCCCUUAUUCCGGGACCAACACUUACAACCAUUUUCAAAUUCGAUCAAAUUCCUCUUAACUUCAAACCCACAAUUCCUCUUCAAAUCCUUAAACUCCACAACUCGAUGGACAUGAGACAUGAGGGAGAGGAAUUGAGAAUUACUACUCUUCUUAUUGAGAAUAUAGAGAAAUUGAAUGAAGUUAAGGAAAAUGUUUUUGAGGCAUUUGAUGUUCAUGUUCAUGUAGUGAGUCAUGUGCCUCAUGUGUGUGGUGUUAAAGGAAAUGGAGCAAGAGUAGUUAUGGAUGUAGCAAAAGUUAAGGCCUCCUUCAACAACUAA
Molecule: messenger RNA, 807 nt
Organism: Dovyalis caffra
Lineage: Eukaryota; Viridiplantae; Streptophyta; Magnoliopsida; Malpighiales; Salicaceae
Source: the annotation of a GenBank genome assembly